UUCCCUAGAUCCGCCAUUUCAGUCCCGGAGUUUCUUGUUGCACAUUAGUUUUGAUUUUGAUUUUUUUUUUUUUUGUCAUUUUAACAUUGUAGCGGUGGAGUGUGGGGUUUUGUGGUGUAAGAGAAGUCCCGCCAACUCAAACGCCUCGACAUUACACGGUGAAGUUUCCAAAACUGUGGUUUUAUACGGGAUUUUUCAGGGGAAGCGUCAGUCUACCAAAGUUUUUGUAUGAGUUGCGGAUAGGGAGAGGCGAAGGGGAAAGGCCUCAAGCCUCGGACGGGAUUUCACAGCCAUGGCCGGUAAUUUUGAUGCCGAAGACCGCUCUAGCUGGUACUGGGGGAGGCUGAGCCGCCAGGAGGCAGUUUCUCUCCUACAGGGACAGAGACAUGGCGUUUUCCUGGUGAGGGACUCAAUAACCAGCCCUGGAGACUACGUGCUGUCCGUCUCAGAGAACUCCAAAGUGUCCCAUUAUAUAAUCAACAGCAUCAGUAACAACCGGCAGUCUGGCUCAGGUUUGGCUCCUCCUCGGUUUCGGAUCGGGGAUCAGGAGUUUGAGGCGCUGCCGGCCCUGCUGGAGUUUUAUAAGAUCCACUACCUGGACACCACCACACUCAUAGAGCCCAUAAACAAGGCCAAGCACACAGGAUUCAUCAGCUCCUCUGCUGGCGUCCCGCAGCAGCCCGAGGAGGCAGAGUUUGUUCGGGCGCUAUUUGAUUUCCCCGGCACCGAUGAGGAGGACCUCCCCUUCCGCAAGGGCGACAUCCUACGAGUGCUGGAGAAGCCCGAGGAGCAGUGGUGGAACGCUGCUAACCAGGAUGGCCGAGCCGGGAUGAUCCCAGUGCCCUACGUGGAGAAGUACCGGCCUGCCUCGCCCACUGCUGCCGGCCUGGGUCCCCCUGCUGGGGGGACUGGACAGGGGGUGCAAGUUGGAGGGGUAGUGGGCAGCACAGACGGAACAGGGGCCCCUCAGGCCAACCCUCUGGGGGACCCGGGCCAGUAUGCUCAGCCUGUGGUCAACGCCCAGCUCCCUAACCUACAGAACGGGCCUGUCUAUGCCCGAGCCAUUCAGAAGAGGGUGCCCAACGCCUACGACAAGACAGCGCUUGCUCUAGAGCUGGGCGACAUGGUAAAAGUGACCAAGAUCAACGUGAACGGCCAGUGGGAGGGUGAGUGCAAGGGCAAACGAGGCCACUUCCCCUUCACCCAUGUUCGACUGUUGGAACAACACCAUCCUGAUGACGAGAGCUGAGAAACACACGCACUCCGCAUCACCUCGACCGUGUCCAGCACAUCCCUUCUCUUAUGGUCAUUUUAUCAUGCUCGGAAAGAAAAAGAUUUAUACAAGCACACAGUAUAUGAACCUAUGAGCUCAACGGGUCAGGCUCUCCUGACCCUGCCAGCACAAGACGUGUUGGGUCAUCUUACCUACUGUCAUUUUCAAGAGUUUACACUAAGGUCAGACUGAUAUCGGUUAGCCUAUAUUAGUUUUUUUUUUUUUUUUCAUUACACACAUUCCUCUUUGACUACUUCUCCAAAAGCUGCAGUUAAGUAUUUCUUGUAUUCCGACGGAUAACAGUAUUUGUAGGUUUAAUAUUUAUUAAUAUGUUACACUUUAAAGAAGCACACUUGUGUGUUGUCCGGAGCAGAAUCGUGUAGGAAGCUCGAUUAUCAAUUUAAUAUCUGUGCAUCCAGCUCAGAGUUAGGAUUGUUAAGCCUAGCUUAGCUACACAACUGAAAGCAGGGGUUAAACACAAGCCCCGAGGAACUGAAUCAUUAGGUUGUUAAAGUUGGGAAAUUCACUAAUAGGCAAAUCCAGAGCUGUUUUCCUACUGUCAUUCACGUGAGCAAGCCUGAGACUGAGCGGUCGGGAGGCAGGGUUAAAGGAAAGGCUAAUGUGCCUGCUGUAUGGGCUCAUGGAUGUGGAAAAUCCAAGUAAUUUUAUACCCGGAACUAGGGCUGCACAAUUUAUCGAAUAUUAAUCACGAUUACCAUCUUGGUUUCCCACAAAUAAAUGAACAUGAUCGCCUGCGAGAUUGAUGUUUUUAAAUGUGUGCUUCGCUCAUAUAAAACUGCUGCGCUGCAUUUAAAAUCAAGCGCUUCCUUAAUGAACAGCCAGUCUCUACCUAAGAGCUGUCGCAUGUGCACCCUGCAGCAGCAACCUGUACAAAAACUCUUCUGACUGCUGCGAUUGCAGACGGGCAAAACAAAAAACAACCAUCAUCAUCUGUUGUUCGGAUGGUUUUCAGAUUUAGUAGGGAAUAAAUCAUAUGCAAAGAGUGCACAAGACCUCUGCCCUGAAAAAACAAUACAGUCUGCAGAUCAAUGAACGCAUAAAGGCCGGGAAGAAUAACUACCACAGAAAUUGAAUGACACUCAUCCCAUUCUUGCGAACAUUACUUCACUACAUCCCCAUUCAUGUCCGGCGACAAGACAUCAGACAUCCAUGACAGUGACGCUGCAGCGCGGCAUGGUAUUGGUGACCGCCGUUAAUAAAAGGAAAGACAAGAAAUGCAGGGGCAGAUACAUAUCCAUAGUAGAUGCACUGAAUUCAGGUGAAGAGGAACCUUGUAAGUCUGAUUUUGAUGCAAAGAUUUAUUAAUUACUAGGAAAGUAGCACAUGAACGUGAGAGUGCUGUUUAUAUACAUGUGAAAGUGCAAUUAAAACAAUUCUGGUUCUCAUUUUAAUCAAAAUAAUCAUGUUAUCAUUUUGGAUGUAAUCGUGCGUGGAACUAAAGGCAAUAGGAGAUAUUGGAUAGUUAGGAUUUUGGUAAAAUGUCAGUUCAGACAGUUUCAGUCCAAAACAGGCAGUUUUAGGCGCCAGUAACCGAUAUCAGUCGAACCCUAGUUUACACACCUCCAGCCCAGUAUUGAAGUCUGCAGAGUCGACCCACUCUUCCUCUCCUGUGUCAGCUGUGUAUCCCCACCCACUUCAUUUCAUUCACACACUGAAGGGAAGAAAAAGAAAUCGAUUGCACACAGGAGACAAAACACUCGGCUUCUCUCACAGAAUCAUGAAUCAGUGAGUUCUCGUAGUGCCAGACUGUGAACCUCGGAGCGAAACGAACAAAGACUUGUCCUGAUGACUCCGUCUUGUGGAGAAGACGACUUCACCGACCUAUUACAUCCCACACUACAAACCAAGUCCUCUUUUUUUGUACUAAAAGUGGAAAAUAUUAUGAUAGAAUUGACUAUAUAUAUACACACACCUUACAUGCUAAAUACUGUAAACUUUUUUUUUCCUUUCAUUAUAUUUGAUUUUCUCUGACUUGUUUUUGUUACCAGAGACUAUACACUUAUUAUUGUAUGUUCCUCUUUUAAAACACUAUUCAGCGCCAGCAUGGAUGACUUCAAAUGCAGCAGUGUGAAAGAACAAAAUAAGCACCCUUUCAUGGAGGAAGGAAAGAUCCCCUGAGGCUGUUUUAGAAGAUGAGUGGAGAAAGGUUGAGCGAUUUUAUUUUUGUCUUCUAGCAGGGUUUUUAUGGCAUUGUUAAUCAGAGAUGCUUUAAAGAUGAAAUCCACCUAAAAACACUAAAUGCUUUUGCAUUUUUAUGUGUAACUGGUCAAACAGACGUGUCACUUUAUGUCUUUUUUUUUUGUGCCAUGAUUGACAUUUGCUGCAGGUUUAUUGUUCUCAUCAGCUUUUUCCACAUUGAAUACACAUGUUAUCAUUACACAUAAAGCUUUUUUAACACACACAGGCCCACUGAGCAGUGUGUCAAUAUGAAAAUAAACCACAAAAUGUCCUGU
Messenger RNA from Epinephelus moara (kelp grouper), 3747 nucleotides. RefSeq names its product adapter molecule crk-like. The coding region runs from base 293 to 1249 and encodes 318 amino acids. The record is from RefSeq and is a predicted model, not a curated record. The transcript has 3 exons. NCBI's taxonomy places the organism in Eukaryota, Metazoa, Chordata, Actinopteri, Perciformes, Serranidae. Gene Ontology annotation, molecular function: protein binding.